Gekko japonicus is the source of this 2449-nucleotide messenger RNA. Its product is annotated as perforin-1-like. The transcript has 3 exons. The coding region runs from base 132 to 1850 and encodes 572 amino acids. Lineage: Eukaryota; Metazoa; Chordata; Lepidosauria; Squamata; Gekkonidae. The record is from RefSeq and is a predicted model, not a curated record.
GAAGAAGACAUUUGACUUUCGGUUUAGCUUCCCCAGCCUCACGGACUUUCGGCUGAACAACCCUACACAGUCCUCAGGGUGAUUAAGAAGCCCAGCGGCCCUCCAGGACGCAGGACCCCCUCUGGGCCGCCAUGUCCGGGCUGCGCUUCUUCUUCCUAGCUGCCUCCUUAGGAUUCCUCUCCCUCCUCAAAGUGGCAACCUCUAGCCACUGCCAAGUAUUCCCCAAUGACGACUGCCAGAAAUCCACAAGCUUCGUGCCGGGGCACAACCUGAUCGGCGAGGGACUCGAUAUUACCACGCUGAGAAGGAAAGGGGCCUCCGUGGUGGACACCAGCCAGUGGCGGGGACCCAACGGGACCUGCAACCUGUGCCGGAAUCCGCUGAUGGACCGGGAGAUGCAGAGGCUCCCCUUGGCAGCUGUCGGCUGGCGGGUGCAUAGCAAGUGUGACCAGCGAGUGGCCACUUCUGUGGAGCACUCAGUGUUGGGUGUGGCAAACGCCAUGACCACGGAAGUGACGGACGACUGGAAGGCGGACUUGGAGUUGCCAGCAAUCCAGGCGGCAUUCGGUGGGUCUCGGUCCCCGAUAACCCUUCGCGCUCAGGAGUACUCCCGGAGGGACAGUUACAGCUUUAUAAAGCAUGAGACGUUCUGCACAUAUUAUCGGCUAGGACUCCCACCCAGACGCCCGCUGCUGGCCUCUCACUUCUCCCAUGAUGUCAGCAACCUGCCCAAGGAGUACCACCAGAAGGAAUACCAGGGCUUUAUCAACAUCUACGGCACCCACUAUGUCAGCCAAGUGGAGCUGGGUGCGCAAAGGCGUCACCUGUAUUUCGUGCAGAACUGUGCGGCAGCCUUGGGUGGCCUGACUGUUUUUGACCUUGAGAACUGUUUGACUUCGGAGGCCCUCUACAGUUCCAAGUGCCACCAGCUCUGGAAAGGUGCCACGAAGGGAGAUUCGGGAGACCCUUUUGUUAAGUGGCACAUGGAAGUGAUGGGAGGAGAUGAACCCGAGAAGGUGUUCUUGCCGGAGGCCCAGAACUUUUCAGAAUGGAUGAGGAGUGCAAAAAGGCACCCCGAGGUGGUAUCUUAUUCUCUGACAUCGCUACACACUUUGCUAAAAAGAAGCGACCCAAGGAGGAAAGCACUGAAGCAAGCCAUCAGCGACUAUAUAACCGAAAGGGCCCUGAGAAGGAGCUGUGACGGACAGUGCCCGUACAAUGGCUUUCGGAGUCGGGAAGACCACUGCGCAUGUAUGUGCCACGCCAACGACCUGCACGACAACAUGUGCUGUGCCCGGGAGCGGGGUAAGGCCCGCCUCAGAUUCUACAUACGAAGAGCCGCCAACCUUUAUGGGGACGACUUCAGUGGCACCGACGGCUACGUCAGAGUGCUCUUCCAAGGCCGGGCAAUGCGGACGGAGAUCAUUGAUGGUGAUAACAGCCCCCAGUGGCAUGAAACCCUGGACUUUGGGACCGUUACACUUGCAGACCGCAACACCUAUAAGCUGGAGGUGUGGGACAGUGACCCCCAUGAGGAUGACCUGUUGAAGAGGUUUCAGGAUGAAAUGAAGGCAGGGGGUACUGAUGAACGCAUAGGAUACCUAGAUUAUGGACACAUUGAGUUCAGUUAUACGCUGGAGUGCGCUCCAUCUCUGGGUGGCCCCUCAUGUCAGACCUAUAUCCCCCUGAAGCGGCCGGCUUCUAGUUCCCGAAAUACUAGUCCAGGUUUAACUACCCGGUUGCGUCAGGCACGGGAUUUGGACAGAAACAGACAGCUGAAAAACAGGCCCGGAAGAGGUCCAGCAGAGUCAGGGGAAAGCCAGGAGGUAUCUGAAGGAUCGGGGAGCUAAAAGUCACACCCCCAGGUGAGGAUAGGAAGGGCUCUCUGAAAUGUGGUGUUUUUUCAGACCCCGCCAACCGUCUGCACCACCCAGAAAAUUCCCCUUUGUGGCACGAAAUGUAAAAGUGACAGUCCCAAAGUCCAGGGUUUCAUGCCAGCUCUCUUUGAGAGUUAACUGAAACAGUUAAAGAAAAAUUAGAUGAAUUGCUUUUCAGUAGAGGUUAAGAGUUGAGAUUGGCCUUCUUACCUUGCUUGAUCAGAUGUAAUUCAUAAUGCACCUGCUGACUGGCUCAUUUGCACUUGCUUUGUUGAUCUCAUGCUAAGUUCAGAACCAAUCACAUAUCUAGAUAGUAACCAUAGGAUUACGAUAGAAGUCUAGGGGAGGUCAAGACUGAUAUUUUUCUAUAAAAACACAGUAUCGUGAUAAGCAGAUAUGAUUUCUCUGUAUGGAAGUCUCAGAAGAAGAUUAGGUGAGAUUUCUGUCUGUGCAUCAUUAAGACAUAUAUGAUAAUCCCUAAAGGCGGUGAGACAAGAAAACCUGAAACCUGGUUUGCUUUUAAAGAUAUUACUCACUAUAAUACGAUUAAGCAGUAUUAGAAACUGUGAUAA